This is a messenger RNA of Postia placenta MAD-698-R-SB12, 1450 nucleotides long. RefSeq lists its product as hypothetical. Bases 1 to 1341 code for a protein of 446 amino acids. Gene Ontology annotation, biological process: biosynthetic process. Gene Ontology annotation, cellular component: cytoplasm; mitochondrion. Gene Ontology annotation, molecular function: L-kynurenine:2-oxoglutarate transaminase activity; pyridoxal phosphate binding. Lineage: Eukaryota; Fungi; Basidiomycota; Agaricomycetes; Polyporales; Adustoporiaceae. The transcript has 9 exons. The record is from RefSeq and is a predicted model, not a curated record.
AUGUCUCCUGCUGCUGCCACGGGUUACACGAACGGCUCGAGCACCGCGCUCAACGGACUCAAGAAGUCUAAUGACCGUUCCAACCUCGUUCCCUUCUCAUCGAGGCUCAAGGAAGGCAGGGCACUGGCCGAAGAUGUGUGGUCCAUCUUCAAUGCCGCCAAUUUGCCCGCGGACUGUCUCAACCUAGGGCAGGGCUACAUGAACUUUGCGCCCCCAACGUGGGUGAAAGAGGCGGCUGAGGAGGCCUUGAACCACGUCGCCCCUAACCACUACUCACACCCGAAAGGUCGAAUGCGCCUUCGGGAGGCGAUCAGAGAUGUAUACGGUCCUCAGCUCGGGCGGAACCUCGACGUAGAGUCCGAGAUCCUGGUCACGAGUGGGGCGAACGAAGGACAGUACUCCGUGUUUGUCGCCUUCCUGGAGCUGGGGGACGAGGUGAUCAUGUUCGAGCCGUUCUUCGACCAGUAUCUGCCGUCUGUGACCUUCAACGGUGGCGUCCCCGUUUUCGUGCCCCUCCAUCCCGACUUCUCGGCUGAGAAGCCCACGAGCGACGACUGGAAGAUCGACUUCGACGAGCUGGAGCGCGCGAUCUCGCCUCGCACGAAGAUGAUCAUUGUAAAUACCCCACACAAUCCUGUCGGCAAGGUCUUCACGCGUGAAGAGCUCGAGAAGAUCGCUGCCCUCGCUGAGAAGCACAACCUGCUUGUGAUGGCAGAUGAAGUGUACGAUUUCCUUGUUUUCGACAACAAAGAGCACGUCCGCAUCGCGACACUCCCAGGCAUGUGGGAUCGCACUGUCACAGUUGGCUCUGCCGGGAAGUUGUUCUCUGCUACGGGUUGGCGCAUUGGCUGGCUCAUCGGGCCCCCGUCCAUCAUCAGGCCCACGCUGGCCGCCACGACACGCAUUGUGUUCUGUACCAACUCACCGUUCCAGGAGGCUGCCGCUGCCGGUCUGGAGCAGGUCGAAAGGCGCGACUUCUUCGCACAGCAAGUGCGGGAGUAUGAUGAGCGGCGCCUGGCGCUUACCGCGGGAUUCGACAAGCUUGGCAUGAAAUACUCGCAGCCCGAGGGCAGCUAUUUUGUCCUGCUGGACGUUUCCAACGUCACAUGGCCUGAGGACUACCCAUUCCCCCAGAGCGUGCGUGGCAGAGGACGAGACUUCAGGGCAUGUUGGUUCAUUGCUAUGGAAGUUGGCGUGUCUUCGAUCCCCGUCAGCGAGUUCUACUGCGAGGAGCAUUGCUCGAUUGGCGAGAGUUAUGCUCGUUUCGCCUUCUGCAAGGACGUCGAUACUUUGCGACGCGCCGCCGACCGUCUGCAAGCUCUCAAAAAAUACUUGAAGUAAAGUUGACAACCACUAACAAAAAGGAGUCUCGCGUCCUCUUGCAUAUACCUUACCUGUGUUCUUCAUAUUUGUACUAUCUUUCGCUUGCUAUAGAUCAUGUCACUUCCUU